Molecule: messenger RNA, 1232 nt
Organism: Archocentrus centrarchus (flier cichlid)
Lineage: Eukaryota; Metazoa; Chordata; Actinopteri; Cichliformes; Cichlidae
Gene: cdk2ap2
Product: cyclin dependent kinase 2 associated protein 2
Exons: 5
Coding region: 203-538 (111 amino acids)
Biological process (GO): regulation of microtubule cytoskeleton organization; negative regulation of G1/S transition of mitotic cell cycle
Cellular component (GO): cytoplasm; nucleus; microtubule
Source: RefSeq, a predicted model, not a curated record
AAAAAAAAAAAGCCCACUAUACCCGUCUUGUGCGCAGACUCAGUCACAGAGGAAGAGUCAGAACUCGCGUCCCACAGAGGAUUUCUCAGCUGCUUAAAAAGCUCUUAGGAGCUCAUCAUCACCUGUAAAGCUGUAUAAGUAUCGGGUUGACGGGACCGAAGGAAGUGGUGCGUCGUACGGGGAGCUGCCUGCUGAAAUCGCCAUGAGUUACAAACCCAUUGCUCCUGCACCAUCUGGCUCUAACCACACUCCACCGGGGUCUUCUGUGCCCUCUCCAUCUCUUCCGUCAUCGUCCAACUUCAGACCAGCCUUCAGUGACUUCGGCCCGCCCUCCAUGGGCUUCGUUCAGCCUGUGAAAGUAUCCCAAGGGUCCACCUACAGUGAGCUCCUGUCUGUCAUUGAGGAGAUGAGCCGUGAGAUCAGGCCCACAUACGCCGGGAGCAAGAGCGCUAUGGAGAGGCUAAAGAGAGGUAUAAUCCAUGCGCGUGCACUGGUCAGGGAGUGUCUGGCAGAGACGGAGAGAAGCGCCCGCACAUAACCUUUUGGACAAAUCCCUUCACCUGGCACUCUUUCCCUGCUGAAGCCCACCCUCAUUGUGAUCCCCACUGGAUGUUUUGCAACUGUUUUUCUUUUUCUUUUUUUUUUUUAUUAAAUCCUUCCUCUUUACACUGGCUUUUUAUAGGUGCAUUAUGUCCCGUUGUCCAUUCACAGCAUUUUGCCACAUCCAUUUUGGUAAAGACAAACUUUCUGCAGCCUGUGGGGCGUAUGCAAAAGAAAAUUUUAUACCUAUUUUAAAAGUGUGGGGAAACAUUUUUAGGUCAAGCUGGGGAUACUAAUGUGGAUGGGAAUGUUUAUAUUUGUUCAGUCGUGGCAGUUGACCAAGAAAGUUGGCUUUUUUUAAUGAUGUCCACACUGUACCAAUGCUCCAGUGUUGAUUUUGAACAUCCAGUUUUCAACCAAUGAGUAUUUUGUUAUUCUGUACAUCUUGAAUAUCCUCCUGUUCCUUUCACCUGUGUUUUGUUUUCCAUAUUUUGUAAACACACAUCAGACAUUUCUCAUUCCCAAGAACUCUGUACAUCUCAUGUGAGUUUGUUAGUAUGAAAAUUUUGUAAACCAGAUUUUUUGAAAUUCGGUAUGUAUAAAUUAAAAAAUAGCCAAAAAAAUUGUAAAAUAUUGUUUAGGUUUCUAAGAUGUUACAGUAAUUUUAUCAAACAAAAAUGAUGACAUCUUUC